AUGGCAAACGUCAGCUGGAAAAGGAAAGAAUGUACGGAUAAAGAAGAUGUACAUCUAAUAAAUAUCGACAAGUUUAUCAAGGAAAAGAAUAAGGUGUAUAGGGGCUUAGAUAGCCGUACCGCAUUUGAAAAGCUUUAUAAUGAAUUACAGCUACAAUGCAAAUUGUAUAUAACAAAGUUGGAUUCCCAAAGCUGGCGCAGUUUAAUCUUAAGUCUGAGUAGAAAUCGACAUUCAUCUUUGUCGAUAAUAUCUGUUGGACUUCUUAUCGUUGCCAUUUGCAUGCUCGUCUUAGCGUCUAUAUUCAGUAGUACUGUGAACCAUGUCGUAGAAAUACUUAUUUUGACCAUGUUUGGUGUUGUCAAUGUUUAUAUUGCUAUUAAAGAGGAAAAAUUACGAAGAACUGAAAGAGCUCGGCGCAUGCUAGAUAUUCUUAGCGAAAACUUCGGUGACGAGGGCAAAUCAUUCCGUGGAGACAUCUCAUAUAUCAGUAAAGACCGCCCUAUUAAUCAUUCAUUCAAAAUGGUUUGGGCUUAUCGUGAUGGAAAUAUUGUUAAUUUACCCCAAAAUUUGCUCGUAGAAGAGGACGUAAUCUUAUUGGCGCCUGGACAAACAGCCCCAAUCAAAGUUUGUAAGCUUGAUUCAUCCUGGAAGAAAUCUGCAUGUGUUCUCGAUGCAGACCAAACGUUUACUUUAUUGGAAAAUGCACCUGAUAUAGGUGGUGAAUGUCUAGACUUUCGUGGAAAUUUCCUAGUUCUGGAAUCAUUUCUUGCAAAUCUCUCAAGAGAUGAAUUGCUUGAUGUCGACAAGAAACCUGUUUCUCCCGUGGAAAAUGGUCAAUAUUGGAUUAUACAAGAAGCUAUGUUUAAAUAUAUUGUACCUCUACUGUCGUGCGCUUCAAUAUUAUGCAAUGCUCUAAGAUUGAUCUUAAUUCCUGAUGAUGUCGGUCCGUGGUGGCAUGUAAUGUUAACAUUGCAGGUGUACGUAAUCAUACCAUACUUGCCAUUAUUUUAUCCCAUCUUUUGGACUGUGGGUAAUAUAUACGGCGUUGCUAAAGUAUUGAAUACAUUAAACAAUCCGGAGGAUGUAGAGUGGAAAGUGGUAUUUCGUACGUUUUGGGAAAUAGUUCAAGGAUCGAGUCAAUUUCUGCCUAGAUCAUGCAAUAUUGUUCAUCUCUUGGGAAGAGUCACAUCCUUCUGUUGCAUGGAUCAACAGUCGCUUUUAUCACCUCCCAAUCCUUCUGUUAGUAAAGUUGUAUUUCCUGAUCCUGACAACGACCGUCAAAUAGAAGAGCGAAUUUCAGUUAAUACUUUCAAUUCAGUGCAAACUUACACAAACUACCGUAAUUCUUUAGAUGGAAGUAAAGUUUCUUCACAAUAUUCGGAAUCGGCUACAAAUGAAAACCCAGAUAUCGAAAUGAAAGAUGCCAAUGUUAUAAGUCAUGUAAAAGUGCUAGAUUUAUCCAUAGAUUCACAGGGAUUAAAUGCCUUGGUCACAAUAUCCAAUCUAUCAAAUCAUAAUAAAUUGAACAUUCCUGAUAAGGCUUUUGGCAUCAAAACUUCACUGCCUAUCACGAUUUAUGAAUGGAGCUUAAGGCAGCUAAGUUUGGCAAUAGGAUUCUCUGAGGGUGCCAAGAAGGCGUUUAAGCAAUAUGUAGAAAUUUACUAUAUUGAUAAAGUGCAAAAGUAUGUUAAACCUUUAAAACGAUGUCGAGUGCCGUAUAUGUUGUCCGCAUGUUUAAUAGAAGAAAGCAUUGGAAAUGUACAAAUGUUCAGUCAGGGUGGUGCUACCAUCACUCUUGAUCGGUGCUCCGAAUAUUGGACAGGCAGUGGUAUCUGUAAAUUGCCUGUAAAUAGUGGGCUUCGAAAAGCAAUUCUGGAUGUUUUCAGACGUAAUAAUUCUACGGGAUAUUGCCUAAUUCUUGCUUACAAGCCAAUUGUCGAAUCUAGCAGUGAUGCAUCUACCGAUCAUCUGAGUAAUAAGAAAUUAGUAGGUUCUGAUGAAGAGGCAGUUCUGAGGUUGUUAGAAUCGCAAAUUUUUAUUGGUAUGCUAUGCUUUGAGCACGAAGUGAGACAGAAUGUGGUUUCGUUGAUUGAGCACCUUGAUCAUGCUGGUAUAAGAUUUGUAUUAUUUUCAUCCGAGAAUGAAAUAAAGAGUAGGGCAUUUUCGAAAAAGCUUGGUCUCGAAACGGGAUGGAAUUGCCAUAUUUCACUUAUGGAGCCGGAAAAUAAUCUUCGUAAAAGGACUGAUACAAACUGUGGCAUUGACUUAGAUGAUAGUAAUUUAGAUAACGAUGAAUUUGAAGCUACACAUGAAUAUCACACUUCUACGGCGGCCAAAUUACCUUGUGGUACUGCUGCAAUUCGACCACAUCUGGAAACCGUCGACGAUGUACCGUUAUUGGUGCCACUAUUUACGGAUUGCACUCAUGAAGCUUCAUUAGAAAUGAUCACGAUCAUGCAAGAAUACAAUGAAAUAACGUGUUGUGUAGGAAGUUCCAUGAACUGUGAAAAUUCCAAAUUAUUUUCCAGAUCUGAUAUUAGCAUAGCUGUAAAUCCUGAAUUUCCAAAGCAUUGCGAGAAUAUAUCUGACGAAGAUCGAGAUCAUUCCGUUAGCUAUGAAGGCAAAACACCCUUGGUGAUAAGCUCUUUACUGAAUACUUUUUGCUGUCCAUUGUUGUAUGAUUGUAAUAAUUAUGUGGAAGUGAUUGAAGUCAUGAAGGAGGCCAGAAUUUUGUGUUAUGGUCUCCAUUCUUGCUGUCUGUUUCUGGUUUCUUGCCAAAUCUCUUUAUCGCUAUUGUUGUUGCUAAGCUCAUUCUUACUAAUGCCACCCCCAUUAGCCGGAUAUCACAUUUUAUGGUUUACUUGCGCUAUCAUCCCACUUAUCGGAACUCCGUUGAUAUUAUCACGCAGCUCCCAUGAUAUGAUGUCGCUAAUGACCGGAAAAAAUAACCAGCAUCGCAAGAAUAAGAAGAUGAAAGCUAUGUACCUGCUAUUGAGAUUUGUCCCAUCGGUGAUAGUCUCCCUUAUAUGCUAUUAUCUCACAUUAAAUUUUAAUUGUAAUAAAAACAGUGGUGGUGAGUGCCACUUUUUGUUAGGGAAUAGAAAUAAAUCUGGUAAUGGUUCAUGGAAUGGAUGGUUGACGACCAAUCAUCGGGAGCUUACUAUUGCUCAAAAUCAAACGUUUGCACUCAUGUGUAUCUAUUUCGGCCAGAAGAUUAAUCAUAUCUAUAAGAACAACGUUGGUGCUGCUGCUUACCUUUAUAUACAGUCACAAUUUGCCAUGAAUGUAUUACUAAGAUAUGUAGAACUGGAAUCAAAGCGUACUAUUGAAUUUGGUGGCCUAUGCUAA
Molecule: messenger RNA, 3348 nt
Organism: Trichoplax adhaerens
Lineage: Eukaryota; Metazoa; Placozoa; Uniplacotomia; Trichoplacea; Trichoplacidae
Exons: 31
Coding region: 1-3348 (1115 amino acids)
Source: RefSeq, a predicted model, not a curated record